AUGGCGAGGUGUCUGGCAAUAGUCAGCGCCCUGCUGAUGGUCACUCAGGCACAGCAGUUUGAUGGCUACUUCUUUCCUUACGACGAAUUGGGACUGAGUGAUUCCUGCUUUGCUGCUGUCAACCUCUCCAUCCCAUGUCCUGCCUGGGUUGCCCGUUAUACAGGAUUAGAGGCCUCGAGCUUUGAGGUUCUUCCCGCGGAGCAACUUACACAAUUAUGCGAAAGCAACUGCCUACUCAAUAUGCAACGGCUUCGACAAAUCAUUUUGACUGAUUGCACUGCGGAUGACGUUGUUAUGCCUUUUGGAUCAAUUGCUUAUCCCCCAACAUUCAUGAUCGACCGUUAUAUCUACGCGGCUGGUAUCUCUUGCCAAACUGACCCGUCUACUCAUGAAUAUUGCGAUACAAUUGUCAGUUCAUGGAUGGCCAAUGGAUCCACGUACUCCUCGGCUCAGAAUUGCUCUGCCUGCGAAUUAAGCGUUUUGAAGCGUCAGCUCGAGUCGCCUUUCGGAUACAGUGACGAGGCUGCUGAGGACUUUGUUUCACUCACGUCCAGCUGCGGUGCUACUGGUUAUGAUUUUGCAACUCCAACAGCGUAUGCACUGAACGCGACUUCAACUGGAGCCGGAUCUUCUGCGAGUGCUACUGCCUCCUCUUCCUGCUCGGGAUUCCAUACAGUGGAGAAAGAAGAGAGCUGUGUGACAGUCUCAGAGGCGAAUAACGUGUCAACAUAUGGUCUCAUUGCAUCUAAUGCUCUCGAUGCGGCUUGCAAUUCAAUUUCAGAGGGCAGAAAUCUUUGUCUCCCCAGCACUUGCAAAACUUAUCAGCUCGGGUUAUCUGACACCUGUGAGUCGCUCAUCAGCAGUCUAGAUAUCACAAUGGCCCAGCUACUCGCUUGGAAUCCGAUGAUCAACACCGGCUGCUCAAACCUCGCCUCUUGGAUAGGGUGGUAUCUUUGUGCCAGCUCUCCGUCUGGUACGAUAACUGUUAACGCAGGGACAGCUGUCACAACAGCUGCACCAGUACCAACCGAUGCCCAGCCGCAAACAAAUACCGACUGUGGGACCUGGCAUGAAGUUGUGACAGAUGAGGACUGCUCUACUAUCUCGCUGAAAUAUGCGAUAUCCUUGAGCGACUUCUACUUCCUUAAUCCUCAAGUAGACUCGACUUGUUCCAACCUUUGGGCCAAUACUUCAUACUGCGUGCAGGCUGUCGGAAAUAUCGCCACCUACUCAGGCUAUCCAGUGACAACAGUAAGCUACACGUUCACUAAGCCAGCUUCAACCACAUAUACGCCGACUCCUAUUGCCACUGCCACCUUGCAGCCGACUGCUUCCGGUACUAUUGGGGGUUGCUCGGCAUAUCAAAAUGCAUUUGGCAGCAAUGUCGCUAAUGUGACUUAUUUGAAUGCAUGUGAUGGCUGGGCUGUUGUCAAUGAUGUUACUGUUGAUGAGUUGUUGCGCUGGAACCCCAGUCUCUCAUCUGAAAAUUGUGUAUUCGAAGCCGGAUACAGCUAUUGCGUUGAUGCUGGAGAGACGACAACUUCUGAACUCCCCUAUCACUAUUGUUUCGCCCCAAACACCAGCCUCAUUGCCUCGACUUCAGCCCAGCCUGCGGACUACAUCUUCAACUGUACAAUGUUCAAAUCGCUUUUCGACGUGGACAUAACAGAUGUGGUUGCUCUAAAUCCCUGGAUCAGCUCCGACUGCGAUGGAGUAUGGGACGCUCUAUCAAGUGAUGGAUAUGAACAGAUAUGUGUGAUGGGCAGCUCAACUCCAUCUCACCCAUCUAGCUCCUCUGCCUCUGGCUCAACUGCUACGGCUACAACCACCGGCCAUACCGUCACCUCGACAACUGCAGCCCCAAGCCUCCCAGCUAUUUCCCAGCUCCCUCAAUGCGGUCAAACUUGCUUUGAUAACAUGCUGUCCAAAUACUCCGAUCUUGGGUGCAGUACCUUGGACCCGUCUUGUCUGUGCAGAAACAUGGAUUUCUACUAUGGUAUUCGAGACUGCUCCAACGGUGCCUGUGGCACUAAAGUUGCCAGCACCGUCCUCAGCUUUGAAACCGAGUACUGCAGCUCCGCUAUUGCGGCGCAUACCACAUAUCCGACUACAUUCCCGGCCGAGGCAACAAGCACAACCACCACAUCCGCCCCAGCUGCCAUUACUACCGGGCCAACCGCUAUCACAGACUUGCCUACUUGCGGUCAAACUUGUUUCAACAACAUGCUGGGCAAGUAUGCCUCCCUUGGAUGUACUGGUCCAGAUCCAUCCUGCGUGUGCCAGAACAUGGACUUCUAUUACGGCAUUCGUGACUGCGCCAAUGCUGCCUGUGGAAGUGGCGAUGCUAGCACUGUGAUGGCGUUUGAGAGCUCUUAUUGUGCCUCUGCUACAGCAAGCAAUUAG
Messenger RNA from Penicillium arizonense, 2403 nucleotides. RefSeq lists its product as uncharacterized. Bases 1 to 2403 code for a protein of 800 amino acids. Lineage: Eukaryota; Fungi; Ascomycota; Eurotiomycetes; Eurotiales; Aspergillaceae. The record is from RefSeq and is a predicted model, not a curated record. The transcript has 9 exons.